UGGGAAGGCGCGAUGCGGCCGGGCCUCACCUGGCGCGGGGCGGGGAGGGCGGAGGGAGCGCCCGGGAGCCACCCGGGCCGGGCCGGGGCCGCGCCGGCUCCCAGCCUGCGCUCCGCACCAUGAUACACUUUAUCCUGCUGUUCAGUCGGCAGGGGAAGUUAAGGCUUCAGAAAUGGUACACGACGCUACCUGAUAAAGAGAAGAAAAAGAUCAUUCGAGAAAUUGUUCAGAUUAUUUUGUCUCGCAAUCAAAAAACAAGUAGUUUUGUUGACUGGAAAGACCUCAAGCUUGUUUACAAAAGGUAUGCCAGUUUGUAUUUCUGCUGUGCAAUAGAAGACCAGGAUAAUGAGCUCCUGACACUAGAGGUUGUUCAUCGAUAUGUAGAGCUCCUGGACAAAUACUUUGGAAAUGUGUGUGAGCUGGAUAUUAUCUUUAAUUUUGAAAAAGCUUAUUUUAUUCUUGAUGAGUUUAUAAUUGGUGGAGAAGUACAAGAAACUUCAAAGAAGACCGCAGUGAAAGCCAUAGAGGACUGUGACAUGUUGCAGGAGACAGUGGAAGAAUACAUGAACAAGCCUGCAUUUUAAUGUUAAACUACCUGGAGAGAAAACUGCUGUAUACACUUCUACAAUGCACUUCCUGAAAUUGCUUCCCAAAGUGCCAGAUUCUCAGAGAAAUACCAAAAACCAAUAACUGAAGGGGUUUGUUUGUAUAAUGGUGAAGAUGAAGGUCAGCUAAUGUAGCAAAGGGUUUAACAGUUCUGUACUUUGCAUUACUUUGCAUAUGAGUUUCCCAGAGUUGUUAUUACCCUGGGUGUAGUUUUCCCUUCUCCUUGCUGGACUGAACUCUUGUUUUUUACCAUGUCUUUUAGCUACAGAUUUUGUCAUCAUAAAAUGCUACUCUGACAGUACUUCGAAGAGAUAUUUUUACUAGUUUUGGUUCACUGCUGACUGUAUGACUCUACUUUUGUACAAAUGUCCAUUAUUUUGAAUGUAAGGAUUAUCCUACUCUAAUAAUAAUUUUUUUUUCUAAAAGCCAAA
This is a messenger RNA of Chiroxiphia lanceolata (lance-tailed manakin), 1037 nucleotides long. It is a transcript of the gene AP1S3, whose product is annotated as adaptor related protein complex 1 subunit sigma 3. The transcript has 5 exons. NCBI's taxonomy places the organism in Eukaryota, Metazoa, Chordata, Aves, Passeriformes, Pipridae. The record is from RefSeq and is a predicted model, not a curated record. Gene Ontology annotation, biological process: vesicle-mediated transport; intracellular protein transport. Bases 120 to 584 code for a protein of 154 amino acids. Gene Ontology annotation, cellular component: AP-1 adaptor complex; membrane coat; intracellular membrane-bounded organelle. Gene Ontology annotation, molecular function: clathrin-cargo adaptor activity.